CUGUUUCCUUUUUGAUCUUUUCUACACCAAAUAUGAAGCCAUCUUCAAGGGAGGCCAAGGAUUAAAAAUGUUGAAGUUGUAUGAUGCUUUACUUGCAAUCUUUGGCUAUGUGAUUAUCCUAGUAGCGCUGAAGCAUUAUAAGCCAAGCAAGUCUGAGUUUUAUCUUAUUGCAGCUAAUGGACAUGUUAUCAUGGAUAAGAUAGCUACAGCAUAUGUUCCCAGACAAGGUCAGAAAGGAGAAACUCGAAUCAAACUGCCCGAGGAGGUAAAGAAAGUAGUGUUACUUACUCUCAUAAGCAAUGGUUGCAAUCUGAGUAAUGAGGAAGAAUAUUUGCGCCGAAGUGAGGUGUGGGAUGAGCUUCUUCGGGCAUGUAGUUUUGAGACACCCACCCACAUUAUCUUGGUGUGGCAUAUGGCUACUGGUCUCUCUACGAUUGGAUCAAGACCAAUGAGUUUAAGCAAUGAAAAUUUCAUUAUUAUCUCUGCCAUGUCUAGCUAUUGUGCUUAUUUCGUGGCUUUUGCUCCAAGGUUGAUAUGCAGUAAUGCUACCAUUUCUAUGUUUAUAUUUGAUCAAGUAAUCAAGGAAGCCAGAGGUAUUCUAUUGAGCAGCAUUUUAGAUAAUGAUAGUUACCAAAAGCUUAUGAAUCAGCCAGAUAGAAAAGGUCACAGGAUCAUUCAAAGGGUUGCAAGGCUUGCAAAUGAUCUACAACAAAUACAAAAUGAUGAAAGGGAUUUUUUAUGGAAGGUCUUGGUGGAUUUCUGGGUGGAGUACAUGUUAUUCCUAUCUCCCUCUGGUGAUUCAAUGGCCCAUGUAAAACACCUAGCUAAAGGAGGAGAGUUUGUGACUCACUUGUGGGCUUUACUCUCACAUAUGGAUCCUUUAAGCAAUGUGAUGAUGAGUCUUGGCCAUAUUUCCCUCGAAUUGAGUCACCAAAGCGGUUAUGUCAAUGACAACUUCACGCAAGCCGGUGUCUUCUUCAACAAGAGCUUGGUUCUUUUGCUUCUCAGCUUGGAGUUGAUAUCACAUGUCCUCCAUGGUAAUCUUGUAAAGAUUAUGGUUGAUGGUCAUAUCUUAUAGUUGCUCUCCCAAUUGCUCAUUGGCUUUGUGAAGGUGUUCAUUGUCCUUAGUCAAUUGGUACAUAUAAGAGAUGGUUUCUUUAUUGAGCCUUUGAGUACAAGCAAAAAACUCCAACAAAGCCUUGUGUGCAGAAGGUUGUGUCUUGGAUGUGUGAGAAUCCAUAUUUCUUUUCAGAGGGCACAAAUGGUUCAAUCAAAAGGGCUUGAGAAC
Messenger RNA from Rubroshorea leprosula, 1288 nucleotides. The record is from the annotation of a GenBank genome assembly. Lineage: Eukaryota; Viridiplantae; Streptophyta; Magnoliopsida; Malvales; Dipterocarpaceae.